Molecule: messenger RNA, 3013 nt
Organism: Mercenaria mercenaria
Lineage: Eukaryota; Metazoa; Mollusca; Bivalvia; Venerida; Veneridae
Product: dynein regulatory complex protein 10-like
Exons: 4
Coding region: 227-1804 (525 amino acids)
Molecular function (GO): protein binding
Source: RefSeq, a predicted model, not a curated record
AACAGUGAGUGCUUCGGCUAACAUGGCGGAAACAACAACGAAACCGUAAAUUUAAAAAAAAAAAUCAAUUGUGUGUUUAUGCCUGAUGGACACACAGAUAACCGUGCAUGUUUAAUAAACCAGUGACUAUUUAGUUUAAUCCAUUUCUUUAGACAAUUGACAUUUCGUACAAAUACUGCUUUUCGAAGAUCAAUUUGUUGGGAGUAAAAAGCGACAAAAUUAAAAAAUGGCAACCGCGGCUAUGGCUAGGACUCUCACAGAGACAGUGGCAGUAGAGCCAACUCUGCAAAUGAGAUUACAGUUUCCAAACCCACCUCAAGCAAAAAAUUUGGGCAUGAUGAACAACAAGCUCAGAAAUAGACUGCGACUGGAUCCAACCAGAGCAUUGGAACCUGCAAGAAAGAAAAUUGCUACAAUUGAGGCACAGAGAGUAAUGUCUGUAUUUGAAGACACAAUACUUAAAUCUGAGAUUAUAACUCUGAUGCCAUUCAUAGUAGAAAAUCUUGAGCGAUUCAGAAUUACCUUUGGAACAGAACUUUCCGAGCUAAUAGAGCAUCAUGCAGUUAUUUUGAAUAGUUAUGAUGAGAUCAAACAAACAUUAGAUAGGCAAAUGAAAAGGAAUGAAGCUAAGGCAAGAGUCAAGCAAAGUGAUACCCCAUCUCAUUCGCCAACCAUGUCGACAGAUGAUCCAGAGGGUAAUCAGAUGUUAGAUGAAGAAGAAGGUGCUGCUGCCGGAGUUGUUUCUCCUUCAGUUCAGUCAGGUGAUGGGUCUAGGCCACAGUCAAAGCAACAAAGCUCAAGAGCCAGUUCACGACAGUCUGGAUCUAGGAGAGGAUCUCAAAGUGGGUCAUCACGUCCGUCAAGCUCUGGAAGUGUUGCUUCAAAUUUUAGUAUGGACAGCCAGAUGGAACGCACUGUAAGAAGUCUGACAAUGGUGGCGCAACAGUUAAAUACCUCGUGCAAGAAUGUCCUCCGAGCCUUUCAGCUGAACCCUUCUGCUAUGAACACUAUCAAACAUGAGUAUUCAAAAAGAGGAAUUGUGUCACAAGAUUUCAUAAAGUAUAUGAAUGAACUGAAAGAUGUUCUUUUAAACAAACUACUUACCACCCCAGAGGAGGAAAAAGAAAGGAUGGAGUACCUUCAAGAAAUCUCCAAACGUGAGAGGAACAAUGCUGCUAUAAUUGAAAAACUAGAAACUGAGCUGAAAGCUGCACAAGAUGAUAAAGAUGAAGAUAUAAAAAAGAAAAACGAUGUAAUCCGAGGACUGCAAGCUGAUUUAAGACAGAUCCAGAAGUUUUCAGAAGAUCAUAUCAGGCGUGUGAAUGCUGAGGCAGACAAACAGAAAGCUGCUGAUAAAAAGAACAGUGAGGGACGUAAACAAAGGCUUCAGCAGGAGGUGACUCAGUUACAGACACAGCAGCAGAAUCUGGUUACCGAACACAGAGAGAAUGAACAGGAACUUAGAAAGAAAAAGUUUAAGAUAGAGACAGAGGUUGAGAACUGGAUACAGCGGUAUGACCAGGAUAUGGGAGAAAGACAGGAUGAGUAUGAGGAGAUAGAUACAGUGUACACAGAGGAAAAGAAACAACUGCAUGAGCUAGAGGAACGCUUCAAGACACUCGAAGCCGAGUACCAGCAGAUCAUGGAGGAGAGGCGCCUGGCUAGAGAGCGUAGAGAAGCUGCAGAGCGUGAACUCGCACUCAUGGUUAAGGCUUCAACCACUAUCCAGGCAUUCUGGAGGUCUUUCAAGGUCAGAAAGGCACUCAAAGCUCGCAAGAAGAAGGGUGGAAAGAAGAAGAAAUAGACUUAAAUGCUAAUAGAGAAGUUAUUUCUGGAACAAACAUGUCAGUGUAUAAAUUUUUAUUUGUGUUUUUAUUACACGUGACUUUUGUUAUACUUUUUAUCUUACAUCGUUGUACGCUGAAAUUGACUUCCUUGAACAUACUAUUUUUGUCAAUGUCUGUGAUAACUUCAGUAGAAAAGCUGAAUUUGUUUUCUGUUGUAGAUAAAAUCUUCUUUGUUUUUCCAAAUAAAAUAUAUUCCGUUUUACUACAUAAUAUGACAUCAUUCACAAAAAUCAUGAACAGUUAUGAAUGUCACAAAUCAUCAUCUUCCUGUCAGCUCCACCCCCUCAAAAAAAGAAAAAAGAAUGAGACGUGUAAGUCAGAAUGUGUGUAUCUUAAACAUGGUCUAUACCUUUGCACAAUAUUAUUAAUGUAACUAGUGCUUAGGGAUGACAUAUUUCACCCCAUUUAGUCUGUUCCAACUUCGUUCUCCUGAUAUGCUCGAUAACGCAGAAAGAAACCAUGUUGUGUUUUGAACUAUUAUGAGUGGGCAGUAUUUGAGCAUGGAAAACUUUGAUAGAAGAACCAGUAAGACUAAAAUGUCACAUUCCGAAAAUACUUUGUACACAGAUUCAUUUUUACAGGGGCUUGUCUUCAGAUGUACAUAGAUAGUAAAGUCGGUAUAAUAUCUAUAUUAAAAUAUAAAUAAAUCAUAAAUCAGUAUAACUGUAUGCACAGUCAUGCUGUUGAUACAAAAAGCAUUAUGUAAAAUACAGCUAAAUUUCUGCUAUUUUCUAUUGUGACCUGUAUUUCUUUAAUGUUUUUGAUACUUCCUUCUACAGUUUGAAGACUACAGGAGUGUUUAAUAGUAAUUGCUUAUUAGACUUUUAUGGAGGAAUAUGCACAGUUUUCUGCAGAUGGAAUAUUAUGUAACUUUAGCAGUUAAGGACUUCAGGUUUUUUCUUUCCAUUAACAAGAUCUAGCAUAGUAUGUCAGUCUUUUUUCUCCUAUAAUGGGGGUUGUUUACAGGCAUCUUUCUCUCUGAAAAUUUCUUAACACAUCUCUGCAGGCGGCUUGCCCCUUUUAAGACAUAAGAAGAUGCGUGCUAUAUGUAACAUUAUAGUAAUUUAUCUUUGUUAGAGAGUUUUAUUUUUUACCAGUGAUAAAUUUGUUAAGACAUUUUGGUAUAUCCAUCCUUUAUAAGUCUAAUAAAUUAUGAAGAAAAGGUG